Messenger RNA from Racocetra persica, 584 nucleotides. NCBI's taxonomy places the organism in Eukaryota, Fungi, Glomeromycota, Glomeromycetes, Diversisporales, Gigasporaceae. The record is from the annotation of a GenBank genome assembly.
ACAAAGAAUCAGAAACCUCUAGUGAAGAAACUACAAGUGAUGAAAUCGCACCCUUAUUAGAUAAUACUAAUCAAACACUAAGUAAUGUUUCCACCUCCUCUACAAAUAAUCGAGCACCCGUUAGAGAUUACCGUUUAUCAACUCCUGAUAGAUGUAAAAGAUGUAAAUUAUGUAAACAAACGUUUGGCAACCUGACUGCAAUAUUGACUAUUAAUCAGCAUUUUCAAAACUUCCAUCCUGCAGAGUUUACUAAAAUUAAACAACUCGUUGACCAACAAGAAUUAAAACAAAUAUUUGAAAUAAAAAAUCAACCAUUUUUAAUGCCUCAAGCUGAUGUAAAUACCAGAUGGAAUAGCAUGUAUAUUUUAUUAGAAAAACUUCAACGAAUUCGCCCUAUAACCGAUAUUCUUGUUAACCUGUUAGCUCUUCUUGAACCUAUGUAUUAUACAACCAUAAUUCUGUCUUCGCCAACACUUCCAACCCAAGAUGACUUGCGCUUGAUAUUUCGUGGUCUUAUUAUACAUUUAAAUAAUAAUGAAAACCCAGUGAUCAAUACACAACAUGCUGUAGCUAAUGCGAUGAAA